AUGCAAAGUAGCGAAAUAAAAUCAGCAUCACCAUACCAGCCGUUAACAGAAGGAGAAUCAGAUAAUCUUUCACAGCUCAGUUACUCACAGCUCGGCAGAGACCUUCAUAGGGGCAUAUUUUCCCAUUCAAUUGCUGAACAUCCAACUGGAGCGUUAUGGCUAAGAGGCCUCAUCCUCAUAAUCAUUAUUCUAUCCGGUGGUAUUGUAUACUAUUCCCAUAGCAAUGUUUCAGAAGACGGAGCAAUUGUUUGUUCAGUUCUGAUUUGUGUAUGCUUGUUAGUGAUGGGUGCGACCAUGUUGUUCAUGAUUCUAACCCCUACACAAGAAAUCCUACACAAUCCUGAUGAUGGCCUCUUUUUCUUGAAGCUAAUUGCGACAGGUUACUCAUGGGAACAAAUAGGUAGAAUUAUGAAUUCAUAUCUGUUCCAGAGAGGACUCUGGUGGUCAAACAGCUGCAUAUAUGACGGUCAACAGUGCUAUGUCCUCUUUAUAAACUAUACCAAAUGUUGUAAUGAUUCUAAUAUCCAGCCGUUUAUCGAGCAAACUCAAGCCAAGGUUGCUGAAAACAUGUCCCUAAAGUGGGAUAGAAUUCAAUUUCCAAAUGAAUUACAGUCUACAGAUGUUUAA
Molecule: messenger RNA, 627 nt
Organism: Kluyveromyces lactis
Lineage: Eukaryota; Fungi; Ascomycota; Saccharomycetes; Saccharomycetales; Saccharomycetaceae
Exons: 1
Coding region: 1-627 (208 amino acids)
Source: RefSeq, a predicted model, not a curated record